AUGGAAUGUGAAUCUGUUGAAGUUGGUGCUUUCUUGCAGAUUGUGCUGGACUAUUUGAUACCUGAUCACCCAGCAGACGCAUUUCAUCUUGACCCAGAGUGUGACCCUUCAUUGUUAGACAGAGCUGUCCAGUUUGUGAUUGGUGGCUGGUCUAAGUGGGAUGCUGCAUACUUUCUUCAUAUUGCUCAAUAUGGAUAUACUGAAUGGCAUAUGUUUGCCUUCUUCCCAUUGUUCCCUGUUACAGUGCGAUUCUUGGCUGAUUAUGUGAUCUCUCCCAUUCAACACAUGUUGUUUCUGAACAUGAGUCUUUAUAGCUGUGUAUUAAUUGCUGCAGUAACACUCAAUAUUGUUGCGUUUAUCUGUGCUGCUGUGCUGCUGUAUCACCUGGGAGUAUGUGUGUUGCAUUCAGAGAGACUAGCAUAUCAUGCUGCUUUACUGUUUUGUAUUAAUCCCGCAAGUGUGUUUAUGACAGCAGCAUACACGGAGUCCCUAUUUGCAAUGAUAAGCUUUGCUGGAAUGUUGUCUCUACAAUGUAACAAACUUGUACUGUCAAUACUGCUUUUCGGGUUAUCAGCACUAGUGCGGUCAAAUGGAGUGGUGUCUAUUGGAUUUCUCUUAUAUUACUUGAUGAAAAGACACACCAAGAUGUUGUCCAACCUCUGGAAUGUAAUGAACAGGAAUAACAGACAUAAACUUCAACUGAUUUGUAGUGUGCUCCGCAGUGAAUGCAAACACAUAUUGGUGUCAUUUUGUUUAGUGCCUUGUUUUUUCAUUAUGCUGAUUCCUUUUGCAUUGUUCCAGAUGUAUUCCUUCUUGGUCAUCUGUACAGAUGUUACAAGCAUUUUCUACUGGAUGGAAAGGGAGUUGAUAUCACAUGGUGCACCCACAUGGUGUAGCAAUACUAGACUAUUGCCAUAUGCAGCCAUACAGUCACACCAUUGGAACGUGGGAUUUUUAAAGUACUAUGAACUCAAACAAAUACCAAACUUUCUCCUUGCACUGCCCAUGAUCAUUUUGUGUGUCAGUGCAAUUAUGGAUUAUUGCAAACAAAGACGGAAAUAUGUUUCAUUUUUGGGUAUUUUAGAGACAAAUGCAAUUAACUGUGAGCGGCGGAAAAAUGUUAAUUUUGUUGAUCAUCAAGUAGAGGGAUUCUGCAGCGACCAGUCACUGGUGUACAUGGCUCAUGUUACAUCUCUCCUCAUAUUUGGAGUCACUUGCAUGCAUGUACAGGUUAUUACCAGGUUGAUUGCUUCUAGCUGUCCAGUUGUGUAUUGGUAUGCAGCUCAUCUAACACUACCUAGCAUCAAUUCUAAAACAGACAGCACAAGCAACGAUAGAUCAGCUUGUCAUACUACUAAGGGACUCACAGACAAAAGGACUAUUUUACUUGGAGAGUUUGUUAGGUGCAAUAACCAUUGUUACAUUAAACAACUAGUUCUUGGCUUUUUCCUUGGGUACUUCAUUUUGGGACUUUGUAUGCAUUGUAAUUAUUUACCCUGGACAUAAAAGGCAACCAAUAUCAAGUUGUUACACUGUACCGGGUACUUGUGUUUUUGUUGUACAUGUUUGUUACUUUAAAGGGACACAUUUGUAUAUACUCAGCGCCUUGAGUACCUUGUUUGGUAGAUACGUGCGCUAUAUAAGACUUCGAUAUUAUUAUUACAUUGCCAUGAGUGAGUUGGUCUACGAAUAGCUUCUGAAACCAUUUGUUAUGAAAUGCAUUAUGGUUAGAAAGAUGUUUAAAAAGUAGAAUAUAAUGAUCCGCACAAACAUGCCUCAAAAUUGCAUGGUUCACCUUAUACAUGUACAUCGUGAGCUAACACGUCACGCUAUUUUGAGGAGUCAAAAUUUGAGUCCAGAAAAUUGCCGACCAUGUUUGUUCGUAAAGUAAUUUAAGAAAGGUCGGGCAAUUUAUCAGUCAAUUAGUGUAGAUCAUUGUAUUCUACUUUUAACAGAGACCAUAAUGCAUUUGAUAACAAACAGUAACGGUUACAGGCACUUUUCAUAGAUCAACUUGAUUGGUCUAUUGGCGUUAUGUCACUUGAAUUAUUCUGGUUGCCUUUGAAAUAGAAGCCCCAACAAUAAAAAUGCCAAAUGCAUAGGUUUACAUAGACAAUCUUGGACAAUCAAAACAGCAUUAAAUUUGUGUGCUUGAAUAUGUGACUUUGAGAAAGCGCUAAUUGAGCCAAUACAGGUUGUAUGCACAUUUAUGGAACAAAACCCAUCUUUAAAGUUGUUAGCUGUAAAUCAAAGUUUAGCACCAGCCCUAGCUCUGUGUUUCUUCACUUGUAAUGUUUGUAAUAUAUACUUGUACACACAAUAAUAUGCUUCUACAGUUGCUUGUCAAGAUUUUGUUUUAACAAGCUUUUAAAAAAGCUUGUUAGAUUAUGUAAAUUUUAGUUUUACUAAAUUUUGUUUUCAGUGUUUGAUGUCCACCCCCCUCACCUUUUCAAAUUUAAAUUGUAAAAAAAUGUAAAAUAGCACUAUUUUAAAAAGACUGCUGCACUAAGGCUCAAUAUUGAGCCUUAGUGCAGCAGUCUUUUUAAACCAUUGUAUCUAUUAUUUAUCCUAGAUGGUUAUCUAUGUACAAAUAUUGGAUGCAUCUGAGCGCAUUGUCACAGAACACAAUUAGGCUUCGAAGUGAAGUUUGGACUAUUCCAUUUCAUGAGGUGAAUAGCUAGAUUGCACAGAGUCUACAAAAUGCGUGAACAAAAUGCAUUCAAUAUUUGUUUUAACCAAUACUCAUGCACACAUAGAUCAAUCCACCCACACUCUGAAAACAUUUUAAUAUUGAGGAAGACUUCAAGAGACACCAGCUUUGUCUGUUCCAUAAAAAAAGCAAAAACUAUUUACAGCAAAAAGUGAAUGUAAGAUUAGAAUAAAACAAAACCUUGAACAUUGAA
Molecule: messenger RNA, 2903 nt
Organism: Asterias rubens (European starfish)
Lineage: Eukaryota; Metazoa; Echinodermata; Asteroidea; Forcipulatida; Asteriidae
Product: GPI mannosyltransferase 2-like
Exons: 3
Coding region: 1-1506 (501 amino acids)
Biological process (GO): GPI anchor biosynthetic process
Cellular component (GO): mannosyltransferase complex; endoplasmic reticulum membrane
Molecular function (GO): GPI mannosyltransferase activity; alpha-1,6-mannosyltransferase activity
Source: RefSeq, a predicted model, not a curated record